AUGGGGCCCCAGGAUCCAGAGCCAGCCUCGCAGCCCCCCAAGAGAAGAAAGAAGAGAUACCUGCGGCAUGACAAGCCCCCCUACACCUAUUUGGCGAUGAUCGCCUUGGUAAUUCAGGCUGCACCCUCCCGCAGGCUGAAGCUGGCCCAGAUCAUCCGUCAGGUCCAGGCCGUGUUCCCUUUCUUCAGGGAUGACUACGAGGGUUGGAAGGACUCCAUCCGUCAUAACCUUUCCUCCAACCCGUGCUUCCGAAAGGUGCCCAAGGACCCUGCGAAACCUCAGGCCAAGGGCAACUUCUGGGCCGUGGAUGUGAGCCUCAUCCCGGCAGAAGCGCUACGCCUGCAGAACACAGCCCUGUGCCGGCGCUGGCAGAACCCGGAGGCCCGCAGAGCAUUCGCCAAGGACCUGAGCCCUUACGUGCUGCAUGGCCAGACCUACCGGCCGCCCACACCCCAUACGCCACCCAGCGAAGGCUUCAGCAUCAAGUCCCUGUUAAGGGACCCCGGGGAGAGAGCACCCUGGCCCCAACAGUCCAGCCAGGCUGGACAGAGCAACCCAACUCAGGCAGACACAGGCUGCAGUGGGGAGGAGGUGGUGCCUACUCCACACUUACCCUCCUCUGAAAGGCUUCUGUGGCCUCUCUGCCCUCUCCCAGUGCCCACAGGAAUGGAGAGGGAGACUUCCCAGGGGACAAUCAUUGGGCCCUCAGGCUUAUCCCCAGAGCCCAGAACCUGGCCCUUGCACUACCUGCAAAGUACCUCCAACGCCGGGGUACUGUCCAGUGGGGGAUGCAGGGCCUCCCUGUGGGGACAGUUGCCCACCUCCUACUUGCCCAUCUACACACCCAAUGUGGUAAUGCCUUUAGCCCCACUACCAUCCACUUCCUGUCCCCGGUGUCCACCUUCAACCAGCCCAGCCUACUGGGGGGUGGCCUCUGAAUCCCAAGGGUCCCCAAGGCUGCUCUGGGAUCUAGACACUCUCUUCCAGGGAGUACCACCCAACAAGAGCAUCUAUGAUGUGUGGGUCAGCCACCCUCGUGACAUGGCUGCCCCUGCUCCAGGCUGGCUGCUUUCCUGGUACAGCCUCUGA
Molecule: messenger RNA, 1089 nt
Organism: Marmota flaviventris (yellow-bellied marmot)
Lineage: Eukaryota; Metazoa; Chordata; Mammalia; Rodentia; Sciuridae
Gene: Foxh1
Product: forkhead box H1
Biological process (GO): positive regulation of transcription by RNA polymerase II; transforming growth factor beta receptor signaling pathway
Cellular component (GO): activin responsive factor complex
Molecular function (GO): transcription cis-regulatory region binding; DNA-binding transcription activator activity, RNA polymerase II-specific
Source: RefSeq, a predicted model, not a curated record